AUGGCAAGAGGAAAAGAAGAGGGAGAAAGAGGAGAAGUAAGAGGAAAAGUAGGUGAAAAAGGAGGAGAAAAGAGAAGUCACUCGAAAGAUCAAGACCAGUCAAUUUGCCCAGAGGUGAUGCCUCUUGAUUGGGAGGAAAAAGAAGGGAGGAGAAAAAGCAACACGAAGGAGAGAGGAGAAGGAGAAGAAACAACGAAUGAGAGGGAGAUGGAGAAAGGGGAGGAUAAGAAGCAAGAGGAAAUGCAGGAGAAAAAGGAGGGAGAGAUGCAGAAGAACUAG
Molecule: messenger RNA, 279 nt
Organism: Ilex paraguariensis (yerba mate)
Lineage: Eukaryota; Viridiplantae; Streptophyta; Magnoliopsida; Aquifoliales; Aquifoliaceae
Source: the annotation of a GenBank genome assembly